This is a messenger RNA of Nannospalax galili (Upper Galilee mountains blind mole rat), 1296 nucleotides long. RefSeq names its product zinc finger protein 709-like. Gene Ontology annotation, cellular component: nucleus. NCBI's taxonomy places the organism in Eukaryota, Metazoa, Chordata, Mammalia, Rodentia, Spalacidae. The record is from RefSeq and is a predicted model, not a curated record. Gene Ontology annotation, molecular function: DNA-binding transcription activator activity, RNA polymerase II-specific; RNA polymerase II cis-regulatory region sequence-specific DNA binding. Gene Ontology annotation, biological process: regulation of transcription by RNA polymerase II.
AAAAUUCAUACUGGAGAGAAACCAUAUCCAUGUAAACAAUGUGGUAAGGCCUGUAGACAUUACAGUCACCUGCAAGUUCAUGAACAAACUCAUACUGGAGAAAAACUAUAUAAAUGUAAACAAUGUGGUAAAUCCUUUAAGUCUAAUAGUCAUCUUCAAAGACAUGAAAAAACACACACUGGAGAGAAACCCUAUGCAUGUAAAGAAUGUGGUAAAGCCUUUAGAUGUAAUAGUCAUCUUCAAAGACAUGAAAAAACGCAUACUGGAGAGAAACCCUAUGCAUGUAAACAAUGUGGUAAAGCCUUUAGAUCGCACAGUUAUCUUCAGUUUACAUAUACUAGUUCCUUACAGUUAUAUGAAAAAACUUAUACUGGAGAAAAAUCCUAUGAAUGUAAACAAUGUGCGAAGGCCUUUACAGAUCACAGCAAUCUUCAAAGACAUGAAAAAACACACACUGGAGAGAAACCCUAUGAAUGUAAAGAAUGUGGUAAAUCCUUUAGAUGUCACAGAUCUCUUCAGUUACAUGAAAAAAUUCAUACUAGAGAAAAACCCUAUGAAUGUCGACAAUGUGGUAAAGUCUUUAGAUGCUGUAGUUAUCUUCAAAGACAUGAAAAAACACACACUGGAGAGAAACCCUAUGCAUGUAAAGAAUGUGGUAAAGCCUUCACACAAUACAGUUACCUGCAAGUACAUCAGAAAAUUCACACUGGAGAAACACCACAUGAAUGUAAACAAUGUGGUAAAGCGUUUAGAUGGCACAGUUAUCUUCAGUUACAUGAAAAAAUUCAUACUGGAGAGAAACCCUAUGCAUGUAAACAAUGUGGUAAAGCCUUUAGAUGGCACAGUUAUCUUCAGUUACAUGAAAAAACACACACUGGAGAGAAACCCUAUGCAUGUAAAGAAUGUGGUAAAGCCUUUAGAUGGCACAGUUAUCUUCAGUUACAUGCAAAAACACACACUGGAGAGAAACCCUAUGCAUGUAAACAAUGUGGUAAGGCCUUCACACGAUACGGUUACCUGCCAGUUCAUGAAAAAAUUCACACUGGAGAAAAACCAUAUGAAUGUAAACAAUGUGGUAAAGCCUUUAGAUGGCACAGAUCUCUUCAGUUACAUAAAAAAAUUCAUGCUGGAGAGAAACCAUAUGCAUGUAAACUAUGUGGUAAAGCAUUUAGAUCUAAUAGUGAUCGUCACAGACAUGAAAAAACUCAUACUGGAGAGGAACCUUAUGCGUGUAAACAAUGUGGUAAGGCCUUCACACAAUACCAUUACCUGCAAGUACAUGAGAAAAUUCACACU